AUGAGCACCUCAACAUCCGCACAAGAUCUACCCCACCUGAACUUCCGUUCCUUCGUUGAGGCAUUGAAAAAAGACGGCGACCUUGCCGAAAUCAACGAAGAGAAGGACCCGCACCUCGAGGUUUCCGCCAUCAUCCGCAAGUCCUGCGAAACAGACGACAAAGCACCGCUCUUCAACAACGUGAAAGGGGCACAGAAUGGCCUAUUUCGAAUCCUUGGUGCUCCAGGCUCGCUACGGAAUGCAAAGAAGGGCAAGUAUGGAAGGCUUGCACGCCAUCUUGCCCUGCCACCGGAUGCGGGUAUGAAGGAGAUUCUGGACAAGAUACUGUCUGCCAGCAAGAAGCCUGGUGUCAAGCCAAACAUCGUCACGACUGGCUCGUGCAAAGAGAACAAGCUGUCAAGCUAUGAGAUUGACCUGACAAAACUACCAACCCCACUUAUUCACCAAGCAGACGGUGGCAAAUACAUCCAGACUUACGGUAUGCAUAUCGUGCAAUCACCGGAUGGUAAGUGGACGAACUGGUCGAUCGCUAGGGCCAUGAUCCAUGAUGACAAGCACCUCGUCGGUCUGGUGAUUCCACCCCAGCACAUAUGGCAGAUUCAGCAGAUGUGGAAGAAGAUUGGAAAGGAUUGCCCUUGGGCGCUGUGCUUCGGUGUCCCUCCAGCCGCUAUAAUGGCAUCAAGUACGCCGCUUCCUGAUGGUGUGACUGAAGCUGAGUAUAUCGGCGCGAUGACUGGUACGGCCUUGGACGUUGUCAAAUGCGAGACAAACGACCUUCUGGUGCCUGCGAACUCGGAGAUCGUCUUUGAGGGUAGUUUGUCCGUCACUCAGACCGCAGCUGAAGGACCCUUUGGUGAGAUGCACGGGUACGUUUUUCCAGGCAAUGCACACCAGCAGCCAAAGUACAAGGUUGAUUGCAUCACCCACCGUGAUAAUGCCAUCCUCCCUGUAUCGGCUUGUGGACGACUCACAGAUGAGACACACACCAUGAUUGGCUCCCUGGCUGCAGCAGAAAUCCGCCAGCUGUGUCAAGACAAAGGUCUUCCUAUUACCGACGCAUUCGCACCAUUCGAGUCGCAAGUCACCUGGGUAGGGCUGAAGGUUGACACCGCUAAGCUUAGGGAGAUGAAGACCGACUCGAAGACGUUUUCAAAGCAGAUCGGUGACAUUGUCUUUAGUGAAAAGGUGGGAUACACCAUCCACAGGCUGGUGCUUGUUGGCGACGAUAUCGAUGUAUACGACGGCAAGGAUGUCAUGUGGGCUUUCUCGACUCGGUGCAGGCCAGGCGAUGAUGAAAUCUUCUUUCCGGACACUCGAGCAUUCCCAUUGAUCCCCUACAACGGCCACGGAGCACACAGUCCAUAUAAAGGCGGCAAGGUCGUGAGUGACGCGUUAUUGCCAAGCGAGUACACGACAGGAGCUACCUGGCAGGCGGCGAGCUUCAAGGGAAGCUACCCCAAGGAGCUACAGGAGAAGACGAACAAUGAUUGGGCGGCGAUGGGCUUCGAGAACGAGGCGUAA
Molecule: messenger RNA, 1521 nt
Organism: Macroventuria anomochaeta
Lineage: Eukaryota; Fungi; Ascomycota; Dothideomycetes; Pleosporales; Didymellaceae
Product: UbiD family decarboxylase
Exons: 2
Coding region: 1-1521 (506 amino acids)
Biological process (GO): ferulate metabolic process; cinnamic acid catabolic process
Cellular component (GO): cytoplasm
Molecular function (GO): carboxy-lyase activity
Source: RefSeq, a predicted model, not a curated record